UGCAAGACCCUGUUCAUGUUUUGGAUCGAUGAUGAUUUAGAUUACUUUUAUAGAAACAUUUUAUAACUUUGCCUUAUGAAAAUAUUGUCUAUUUAUUAUGUUAUCGAAGACAUAAAUGCAACAAAAGUCUUAAGAAAUAAAUGUGACCCUAAGAGCGAAUCAAACUCUAAUGCGGACCAAAAAGCGAACUCUGCUUCAUCUAAAAACUUUUCUUCUGAGGUUUUGUGUCGAUUCCUUCAGGAGCUUUUGGUGCAGCGCCCCCACAGGCGAGGCGGAGAACAGGUUGUUAAACUAGUUUGGAUCGUUUGACACAGUGUAGUGUGAAAGUGAACCACAGCAGCUGAAAAUGUAACAAAUGUUGCAAUUUUGGUCCCCAAUCAAACCAAAUCAAACCGCAGUAUCAGCUGUGAAAACAGCCUUAGGGUUUGUCUCCAGCAGCUUUGCAAAUGUUGAAAUGUGUCGGCUUGUUGUAUCACAGCGGUGAGGACAGGCUUGUUAGAGAAGGAGGAAAUGUUUCCCAGAACAGCUUAAGCAAUAAAACAUCCACAGGGCGGUUAUCGUUUCGCACCAGACUCUCAGGUUGCUUUAAAAUACGUGAAGAGGAAGAGGAACCGUCUGAGCUGCAGCUGAUGCGAUUCAAAAGCUGCUCUGAUCAGUUUUCAGUUAUUUUCUGUGUGAAGGAUGGAGGACAACGGGAAUGAAGUCUGUUAUUCUACAGUCAAUAUCAAAAAUAGCAAACCUCCGACAGGCACUGAGGAGGAUUCAACCGUUUACUCUGAAGUGAAACAAAAGAAAGCUGCUCCUGCUCAAACAAGUCAAGAGAAAGAAGAAACAGCAGCGCUCUGUCGUUCCCGUCUGAUGCUGGUGUGUUUGGGGAUCCUCUGUGUCCUGCUGGUCGUGAGCAUCACCGUCAUCGUCUACAUGAGCAGGAAGACGACCAUGCAGCAGACAGAAAUCAAUAACCUAAUCAAAGAAAAUGAGCGAGUGACUGAGGAAAAUAAAAUGAUGCAGAACAAAAACAAGGAGCUGAGCCGAGAGAGAGAUGACCUGAACAAGACUCUGCGAAUCAUCCAGAAGUUUGACAACUUUCCUGUAAAAGACUACUGUUCUGACAAAGGGUGUAAACCGUGCCAGAAGAACUGGGUUCUCUUCCAGGAAAAAUGCUACUUUUUUUUUGAAGAAUCAGCUCAUUGGAAAACCUGGAGUAAAAGUCGAGAUUUCUGUCACGACAAACGUGCAGAUUUGGUGGUUAUUGAUGAUCUGGAGGAGCAGAAAUUUGUCAGCAAUCACACCAAAUACUACUAUGACGAUUUCCACGGAUACUGGAUGGGAUUACAACAAACUAACAACACCUGGACCUGGGUUGAUGGACGAAGAGACACUCUUGGGUUCUGGAUGAAGAAGAAUCUCGGGACGCCAGGUCCAGUUGCACUUCUGAUCCCAGGGGGAAAUCUCACAGAGAACUGGAACAAAGCAGAGAAGAAGUUUGAGAACAAAUUCAUCUGUUCUGGACGAAGGAGGCGCACAGUAAACCAGAACCAAGAGCACUGCUGGUCCCAUGGAGAAACCACACAGAGAACUGGGAGAUAGAAACAGGAGGUUUUCUCUGCAAAUUCAUCUGUGAGCACGAAGCUGUUAUUUGCUCCGUCUGACUGUUCAGGCAGGAAUACGGUUCAAACUGCCUGAGCUUUAACCUCCUGAAGCCUUUAGAUGUUUCUUCAGUAUUUCCACAUAAUGUUCUUUCCUCUAUUUUAUGAAGUUCACCUGCAGUAAACAGCCCCACAACAUAAUGCUGCCACCUCCAUGUUUCACAGUUGGGAUGGUGCUCUCAGGAUUGUAAGCUCCCAAAGGACAUGUCUCCUUCUAUGUGCAUCUGCAAACUUCAAUCUGCUUUUUAAUGUUUCUUUUGAAGUGAUAGCUUCUCCCUGGCAGAGUGUCCAGUUUUAAAAAUUGUUGGUGCCAACCUGAACCGGUCUCUGUUUGCUUGCUGUUGUUGAACUUGUUGCUGUGAUACUGAGCCACACCAGGUUGGUGCCAUAAACACGGAUCCACGUAACCACAGGCAGCGCCAGCAGUCAUUGUAACCAGGCGCCAUUUCAAAGAAGACUCUUAAUUUAUAACGAGACAAAACGUGUCUCCAAAUAAGCUGAGUGAAGUUGCCGCGCCCCUAACUUCUUCAAAUCUGACAAGACUGGUGUCAAAUAUUUCUGCUGUGAAGGUUUUUGCUUGUGCCGCUAUAAUUUUAAGGAUAUUAAUAGAGAAGUUGCCAGAGGUCAACAGAGGUCAUCAUCAAUAUCUUAAAAACAAAAGCAGCACAAAUGUUUGCCGAGUUAAUUGUUUGAUUUUAUAAAUGUGAGCGGGGAGGUUGACCUCUGAUGACCUCUGGAAACUUUUUUAUUAACAAAAUGAAAGCAGCACAAAGGAACAUUUUGCUGCACCAACAUUUGACACAUUAAUAUGUUAGAUUUGAAAACGGAGGGAGGAAAAGUUCACUCAGACUUCCAAAAACUGGGAUGUAAACUUGAUUGAUUGAUUGAUUGAUUGAUUGAUUGAUUGAUUGAUUGAUUGAUUGAUGUGGUGAGUAGAGUUCGGUCGUGGCGUUCUGCAUUUACUUGAAUAACUUUGUGAAAUAACUGCUUUGCUACUCUGUG
Xiphophorus couchianus (Monterrey platyfish) is the source of this 2651-nucleotide messenger RNA. RefSeq names its product C-type lectin domain family 12 member B-like. NCBI's taxonomy places the organism in Eukaryota, Metazoa, Chordata, Actinopteri, Cyprinodontiformes, Poeciliidae. The transcript is spliced from 8 exons. The record is from RefSeq and is a predicted model, not a curated record. The coding region runs from base 682 to 1590 and encodes 302 amino acids.